Colletotrichum higginsianum IMI 349063 is the source of this 1653-nucleotide messenger RNA. RefSeq names its product Dienelactone hydrolase. Lineage: Eukaryota; Fungi; Ascomycota; Sordariomycetes; Glomerellales; Glomerellaceae. The coding region runs from base 1 to 1653 and encodes 550 amino acids. Gene Ontology annotation, biological process: polyketide metabolic process. The record is from RefSeq and is a predicted model, not a curated record. The transcript has 3 exons.
AUGAAUAUCGAUAUACCGAAGCUGGUCAAGGCUGCCGUGCCGGAGUCAGAAGGACGCAAUGCGCGCAUCGUCUCAGACAACAUGACCCGCUCCAACUAUAGAGAUUCCAACUUCCUGUCCCAGGAUUUUCCUCGCGCGCGACCGAAGCUAUACGUAACUGCCGAAGAUGACGACUUUGACGAAAUCACUCUAGGGGAAUGGCGCGACGAGAACUUCGAUGUCGAGUAUCUGCCAAUGGGAAGCAGUGCGGACAAGUACCGGAGCAAGAUCCGAUCGUUGAGCAAAAAGAAAAUGGGGCCCUGCGAGACUUUUGGCAUCGUCGCUUAUGGCGAUGCUGCGGCCAUCUGCCUGGAGCACUACCACGUAAUGGACAACAACCCGGAGUUCAAGCUCGGGCUGCUCAUCGCAUACUAUCCGACGGCCAUCCCAGACCCCAAGGGGCACUUCCCCAGCAGCAUCUCGACUCUCGUCCAUCUCGCCGCAGGGGAGGAGAUUGGUAUCACCAAGCAAACCCAGAUGGUAGGGAUACAGGGCAAACGGCGCACGACCCGCAAGAAGGUAGAAAGCGGCAUCGGCACGGGAGGCACCUUGCGGCUCGCGUACCCAACCUACACGUACGACGCCGUGCCCGGUUUCGCCGAGCAUGACCUGGAAGAAUACAGCAAAGUCCCCGCCGAGUUAGCGUGGAGCCGGAGCUUGAGUGCGGCGAGGAAGGCGUUCAACAACCACGUCGACUUGGAACUUGUGUUGGAGGAAAAUGUACAGGUACUCACCAGAACUGAUGCUGCAAAAAGGCAGAAGACCGAUCGAGAGCUGAUUUUGUUGCGCGCAGGCAAAUUCUUCACUCGAAACCUGAACCAAACAAUGUCAACGUACACGACCCACAAGAGCCCGCACGUCACUCACAUGCCGACCCUGACGGGAGGCAUUGGAGCAUCGGAGCUCGAACGCUUCUACUCUCAGUUCUUCAGCAACCCCCCAUCACUGAAGCUGACCCUCAUUUCUCGCACCAUCGGGGCCGACCGAGUCGUCGACGAGGUCCACGUCCGUUUCAAGCAUACCGAGGAGAUGCCGUGGAUCUUGCCCGGCGUCCCGCCAACGAACAAGCGAGUCGAGGUGCUCGUGGUCAGCAUCGUCGGAUUGAGAGGAGGCAAGCUCUACCACGAGCACGUGUACUGGGACCAGGCCAGUGUUCUGGUGCAAACUGGCUUAUUGGACCCGGAGCUGGUCCCAGACGCGGCACGCAAGAACGGGGUGCAGCGGCUCCCGGUCGUCGGAAGAGAGGCGGCGAGACGAGUUCUGAAGGGGUGGGACCCGGACGAGGAGGGAGAAGCCGACAAUGAGCUGAUAUCGGGUUGGGGCGAUGAGGAUGAGCAAGGAGAUGAAGGGGACGAAAACGGGGCUGGCCAAGACCGUGAACGACAGAAGAAGAAAGACUCAAACAAAAAUGACUCUGACAAGAAGGACUCGGCCAAAAAAGACUCGAGCAAGAAAGACUCAAGCAUGAAAGAAUCGGACAAGAAAGCCUCCAACGAGAAAGACUCGGACGAGAAAGAAUCGGACAAGCAAGACCUGGACGAGAAAGGCUCGGACAACAAAGGUCUGCCCGAAAGGCCCAAGUCUUCGACCGAAAACUCUAGCGAUAAGUCAUGA